AUGCAUUACAGGCACAUCUGCAUUUACAAAAUUUACACUGCGUCCCCUUCGGUGUUGCUUUUCCUUUGUUUUACAACACACCUCAAUCGACCAAAAGCCAAGGCGUGUGAAAGAAUACAAUUACCCUUUCGCACGAACGCAUACCUGGAGGGAACGAUGUCGAGAGUUAUUGUGUUCUGGAGGGAGAGCAAGCGUGGUGGAAUGCGAUACCCAUGGGGCAGCCACCACUUUUCUUGGUGGUGUCUCUUGUUUGGAAAGUUUCUUGGAAAAUCGGGGGUUUCGCGCGAUGAGCAAGAAAUCAUAUGGAUGUUAUUGGUGUAUCAUCCAGCAGCAGCAGUGAACCAGUACCAGAAGCAGCCAGAGAGCGGAGCGGGAUUGCAUUGCAAUUGA
Cercospora beticola is the source of this 390-nucleotide messenger RNA. NCBI's taxonomy places the organism in Eukaryota, Fungi, Ascomycota, Dothideomycetes, Mycosphaerellales, Mycosphaerellaceae. The record is from RefSeq and is a predicted model, not a curated record.